This is a messenger RNA of Pyricularia grisea, 986 nucleotides long. RefSeq lists its product as uncharacterized. The transcript has 2 exons. Bases 115 to 579 code for a protein of 154 amino acids. The record is from RefSeq and is a predicted model, not a curated record. NCBI's taxonomy places the organism in Eukaryota, Fungi, Ascomycota, Sordariomycetes, Magnaporthales, Pyriculariaceae.
UACCACACACCAAUUGCUACAAGAAGAAUAAUACCUAGGUACAUAAGCUAUAUAUCUAAUUUUACCCCCACCUGCACUUCUGAACUCUACAUACAAAAACACAAUAUCAUCACCAUGCCCACCUUUCACCUAGCCGCCACCGCACCCAUCAACCCGCCCGGUGCCAAGCCCGUCCUCAGCCGGGACCAGAUCUGGCGCGCCCUGCAGCUCAAGGUCCGGGAGCCGUCCCUCUUUGUGCCCGUCAUCACGUCGUGCGGCGUCGUGUCGGAGAAGGGCGACGUCGUGACCCGACACGUUGAGUUCAAGACCGGGCUUGGUCUCCCCGCCGGAAAGAUCAGCGAGGUUUGCACCAGCUACGCGCCGGCCAAGGUGCACUUCAAGAUGGACACGGGCGACGAGGUCGAGAACAUUGUCGGUCAGGGCCCUAGCGACGACGAGAAUGACCUAUGGCUCACUUAUGCCUUUGACUGGGUCAUCAAGGAGGGCGCCGAUACUUCUCAACACGGAAAGAUGGCCAAGAGCGCAGUCGCUGGAACUAUUACCGUCAUGCGCAAGAUGGCUGCAGACGGGAAGCUGUGAAUGAACUUUAUGCUACGUGGGGCAUGUGCCAAAAUGCAUAUCGGAAACAUCGCUCCGGGGAGCAAGGGCCUGCCUUGAGCCUCAAACUAAUUCACCACUGGGCUGGUAUCAGUCCAAAAGGCUACGCCUACCUAUACUGCCAUUCAUGUUCUUAUGGUUGGGUUGUCAAGGCGACUGAAUAAACUACCAACUCUGCGUCACCUUUGGGAGGUUGGGGUUUCCGGUCAGUUAGCAGCUGCACAUGUACUGCGCAUUCACAUGUACGGCAUUAUGAGGUUGGCGAGGUGGUUUGAAGGAUUUCUGUAUUGUUCCUAGUUAUAAAAUAAAAGGAUCGCCCUCGUAUUCUAGGUAUGCUGAAGAUUCUUGUCGAUAUCUACCAACCUACUUGCCAGACCAAUUUAACGAAC